CUAGUGCGAGAGAGUGGGUGUCUAGCCAGGUUCAUCACUCGACAGAGGACAGUCCAAUGCCUCCUCUUGGUGAUGACGGGUCCAGCCUGGGGUACACAGGGGUGCAGUGGUUCAACACUGCAGUGGACGUGUCAAUUGUGUUCUCCUCUGCGACGAUCGUGACGUUGAUGGCUGCGUCGUACGUCGUAAGAGGUCGCCUCAGUCAGCUGGUGAAGAGCACCCUGGUGAGGGGCUGCUUGCUGGAGCUGGUCGCAGCAGCAGAGAUGUGUGGCACCUCGGUUCAGCUCUCUCAGGUGGCAACAAGCUGUGGAAUGCUGGCAUAUAGUGUCUACCUGUUCCUGAUCAUACUCUGUCGGGGGAGGAGCUGGGGCAAGACUGUUACUGCUUGUCCCUACAGUCUCCUGGAGGAGUACGUGGAAGUUGGUGCUAAUCCCCUUCACGUAGUACUAAAGGUUGUGGCACAGCUCACAGGCGGCCUCACCUCUAUCAGGUGGGUGAGAUACAUCUGGUUGGCGGAGUUAACAGACACACAUGCUAGUAGUCAUAAAGUGGAAAACUGCAGAGCUGACCUUCAGGUCCCAGUCAUUUUUGGCUUCCUGCUGGAGAGUCUGUUGACCUGCUCGUCUCGUCUUGUCUCACGAGCACUGGGUGAGGUCAAGCCCAAGUUUGCUGCCGCUAUGAAUUCCUUCUUCGCCACCUGUAUGGUCCUCGUGGCGUUCAACUACUCAGGUGGGUAUCUAAACCCAGUGCUGGCAACAAGCUUGAAGUGGAGCUGUCACGGCCACACCAACACUGAGCACAUCAUUGUGUACUGGGCAGGCUCCACUCUAGGUGCUAUGCUGGCUAUUAGACUCUGGAACCUGGUCACUGUCAAGAAUGUUCUUGUUGCAACCUUCACCUCCAAGGAUCGAUGAAAAAUGCUUCAUUCACCAAUGAUUAAUGCUUCAACGAUCAAUAAUCAAUGCUCCAAGGAUCAGUGCUAAUUGCUCCAUAAACAAUAUACAAUGAAGAUGAGCAUUAUAUGCUUAUGGUCGAAAACUUGUGAAGAAUUUUUCAUGGCUAAAGAAUUUUUGAAGAAUAAUUUUGUUCUAGGAAACACAGAAGCCUUUGGUGGAAAUACGAAGAGCAUCAGAACUAAUGUAUUACAAGAAAACCUCGUAACUGUUCUCAUCAAGUUCUGGAUGUAGUCUGCUGGGACUAGCCUGGUGAUGGUAGUUCCUCAAAAAAAAAAAUGUAUAUUACUGGUAUUGAGACAAGUGUAACAAUGGUACUGGUUCUGUCUAGGUACUUAAAACUUGAUAUUUCAGGGAUUAACGUAUUACAUUGUACAACUCGGAAUACUACGAAUGAGCAUUGCUCUUCCAUAAAUAGUGACUUGUAGUUUCUGCAUUGUAUUAUGUACGGUUACAUAGACGGGAUGGUUAAACUAGUUAUUUUUCCAACAUCGUUGAAUUUUCAUACUAAGAACUGUCAUCCUAGUUGCCCAAGGGUCAUAUAUCACAGAGUGAACAGAGGCAAUAGGUGUAGGAUUUUCCCUUACAUGUCUGCCCGUCCAAAAUUGAAUCCGGAUACUUUGGUUGUGCAUUUCCAGUACUACCAUUAAACUACAAUUAAUAUAAUCAAAACAAGCGCUAAACCUACAAGGCAUUAAACUACAAGCCUGGCACGUUUGAUAAAUUUUAGAUACCUGUUUGUUUUGUUGUAAUUAUCUCCACAGCAAUGCACAAUACUAAUAAAGGACCAUACAGAUCCUGGGGAAUGGUAGGUAAUCGAGUUUGAUUAUUACAAUCAACUAAGCGCUUAACCUACAAGGGAAUCAGGUUUGAUCCAGUGAAAUGAAUAUCCCCAAUUCCUUGGAUCAAGAAACCUCCACCCUUCCCUUGAAGGCUAGGUGUUUUGUAGUGAUUGGUGUUAUUACUGAGAUUGUAGUGAAUUUGCUGUUAUAAAAAUAACAGUAGAACCCUCACAUCCACUGAUUCGGUAUCUGCAGUUUACUGUGGCUGGGGGGCACUGACCCCCAAAACCCUCUCCAGGUAUAGAAGCCGUGAAAGUGAUAAUUCCCCACUCAUCAGUGAAAAAGUGAUAAUUCCUCGCUUAUUGUACAUAAUUUAUCAAACUUAAUAAUGGGUAAGUAUAGGACUUAUGUAUGUAUAUAGGGUUUGCUAGCCAGUGUUUCGGUAUCCACAGCAAGACCUUGGAACGCAUCCCCCAUGGAUACGGGGGUCCUACUGUAUUUUGUAUAUACAUCGUAGUCUUAAGCAAUUAUAAUUAUUAUAUUCACAACUGAGCGCUAAACCUAUAAGGAUCUAUUCCUAAGCAAAUACCAGAUGAGAUGCUAUUUACUAUUUCUGGUGGUAUACACUGUGACUACAUUUUGUUAAUAUGAUGUAAUAUUGCAACAACUAUUUUCAAUGUCAUAUUAUCAUAAGCUGUUACCGUAUAUAAUUGGCAUUUAUACUGUCUUUUAUCCAUUCAGGUGCUUCCCUAUAUAUUUCAGACGCAAUUUGUUAAAUAAAAUAAUGCCUGCAUUAAUUUACUGUAUUUCUAUUAAUGGCAGCCAUAACCUGCGGGGUGACAACGUUACAUAGUGAAGCAA
Cherax quadricarinatus is the source of this 2596-nucleotide messenger RNA. Its product is annotated as aquaporin-11-like. Gene Ontology annotation, molecular function: channel activity. The record is from RefSeq and is a predicted model, not a curated record. Gene Ontology annotation, cellular component: cytoplasm. Lineage: Eukaryota; Metazoa; Arthropoda; Malacostraca; Decapoda; Parastacidae.